Triticum dicoccoides is the source of this 3328-nucleotide messenger RNA. RefSeq lists its product as uncharacterized. Lineage: Eukaryota; Viridiplantae; Streptophyta; Magnoliopsida; Poales; Poaceae. The record is from RefSeq and is a predicted model, not a curated record. The transcript is spliced from 4 exons. Bases 2485 to 3207 code for a protein of 240 amino acids.
AGGAGUAGUACGCACUGUAUAUUGGAUAUAAGAUCCGUGCAUGAGCCUCGUUGGUUAGAAUCCUCUCUUUUCCCCACGGGCGGAUUGGUGGCCGCAGCCGUCGACUUGACCUAAGAUCCGCCCAUCUCCUACCCGGCCGGAAGCUGACGCCACUGGCAGCUGGAGUUGGAGUGGGAGUAUGUGGUAUGUUCAUCUCCUCGCUGUAUACGGGAUGCAGCCGAGACUCUUGAGAAAUUGCCUUCUCAAAACCAAGGCCUAACAACUUUUUUUAAAAUUGAAUCGUGUCUCUGGAUUAGAGUCAAGGAUAAUCCGAUUUACUGCUUCCAUGCUACCACAUCUCUCGUUUGUAGCCUUUUGCAUAUAGUAUUUUUGUUUAGGGAAAGCACCCGAGCUUUGUUAUGGAGAGAGAGAUACAGUAGCAGAUACAAAGCCCGGGGGCUCCAGGAGCCAAACAUGGCGGCCUGGACAGAAGACUAAAGACAUUCUAGCAAUAUUAUGAGCAUCUACAUUGUACACCCUCGUUUCAUGUUUGAAGGAAACAUCUCGUAGAACCUCCAGCUUGCGCCCGACUUCGGUUAAGAUCGUCGUAGCCUCCUCUCCUCUGCUUCCUUCAUAGAUACUUCUGACAACCCCCAGAGAAUCAGAGGCUAUAACAGAUUUAGGUCCUGUAUCAAGCACAAACUGGAUCAUACGCACUCUCCAUAACCAACACCAAAGCCCCCAGGUAGGUAGGUACCAUCAUCAGCACGAAAAAUAGCUGCAGCUCGUGCACCUGUUGUUCUCAUAUGAGUUAUGACUUAUGACAAUGCAGCAUCAACACCCUGUGGAGGAGGGAUCCAACGCCCAGCGAUCCUCGGCUGCCUCUCCUGGUGUCUUCUCCCUUCUGCUGAAUCGACCCAACCCAGCUCAUGCAAAAAAUGUGUUAUAAACUUGCAUGUAUUAAAAGGGCUCUGAUAAACAUCUUCAUGUAUGAUAUCUUGCCUUGCCUUCCAGAUCGCCCACAGGGUAGUAAUCAUCUUCACAUAAUCUGUACUGGAUAGAAAAUCGUACAUCUCAAACAACCAGCUUCCAGCAUUUGGCUCACCGCAGCUCCUCAAUUUAUCAGACUUCUUCAUUGACUAGUAAUCAAACACAUCGAACCAUUCUGCACUCUAGUAAUGAAUGUCUCCACGAAUCCUCGCUCCAGCCACAAAUGCUGCAAACACUAGUCGGUGCCAUGUUUCUGUGGUGAGCAACUUCUGCAGUGGACCCACAUGCUCGCCCAUCCAGCCAGGCCUCACGACGAGUUUUGGUAUGCACAAGCAUUCUGUAGGCUGAUCGAACAGUGAAGCAGCCCUUCUUCUCAAAAACCAUGCCCAUUCAUCUUCUAAGUUGAUUGUUGGUAGCGGAAUCCGACGUACUAUGUCCACGUCAUCGGGAGCAUGUGCUGAGCUAGCACCUGAUCAUUCCAUGAAUGGGUUACGUGAUCAAUUACUACUAACCAACUCUGGUCUUGCUUCUAACAAAGGUCCAGUCGGUCGCAUCAUCGACUCCCUCGGGAGCCAGUCCAAAUAUGUGUGGAUUGUCCAUCUUCAGUUCUCCUUAUCAGACCUUGCUUGAGCACCUCACCUCCUUCUAGAAUUGAUCUCCAAACUUGCGAAGGUUGUGAAUCAAGUUGGGCUGACAAGAAAUCUCAAUCAGGGAAAUGCCUUGCUUUUAAAAUCUGGACACUCAAAGUGUUUGGCUUUUGCAACACCCUAUGCCCCUCCCUGGACCAAACUUGUGGCUGCUGUACGAGUGGGCCGACCCAGCUACUACUCAAGCCUUGGAGCAAGAAGGAUAAAGGCACACUGGAAGGCAAGACGAAGGGCAGGAAGAAAUCAAAGAAUUGAAAACUUCUCCUCUGUCUCUGUUCAUCUCCUUUAGGUCCGGUUGCUCUCCACAAGCAAUCAUUAUCUUCACACGUCACGGCAAUAGCCGGCGGCAAUGGGACGUCACACCUUUGAAGUGCCAAUGUAAUUUCAAACCAUUUGUGUACGGUAUUUCUUUUUUUUAAUGGAAAAUCAUUUAUGUGCAGUUGGUGAACCAAACAGCACUAAAAUGCAUCCAGCCAUAUGUUGUGUUUAAUAUGUUCUUUUUCGUGCUCUUGCGAAGCUAUCGAAGAUCGGUUAACAUCAAUUGAUACUCUUAUCAAGAUACUGAGCAAUAUCUUGGGUCAUGCCAUGCGUCUCAUGCCCGCUCCCGCUUGCAAAGACGGAGGUAAUCUUGACGACCACCAUCCGAACGGCCGACGUGCCAAAGUCCAAACGUGGUUGCACAGAUGGUUACAUUGACUACUAUGAACCCAAGGAGCACCUCGCAGCCUCGCUCACCAGCGCCCGACCUAGAAACAGAAGCGGUGGCGCCCAGGAAGCCACACGACGGCGGCGCCCAGGUAGCCAGCUAUUGAAGAUCGGUUAACAUCAAUUGAUACUCUUGUCAAGAUACUGAGCAAUAUCUUGGGUCAUGUGUCUCAUGCCCGCUCCCGCUUGCAAAGACGGAGCUAAUCUUGACAACCACCAUCUGAACGGCCGACGUGCCAAGUCCAAACGUGGUUGCACAGAUGGUUACAUUGACUACUUUGAACCCAAGGAGCACCUAUUAAUUUGCUCAUGUGCCUUCGGCUAUAUAUUUGCAAUGUGUGUUUUCUGCUUUACUGUGUUGUACACUCCAGUCGCGUCUGGCACAGCUAAUGUGACCCGAGGACCCGGCGACAUCUUCGUCCGACUUAUAGGAAAAAGUGGGCUUGAUCCUGGCGCCUCUCCACCGACUUCACCGGCUUUCCGCCUUGGCAUGGACUUCGAUCGGACACCACCAACCUACCGGCGCUGCAGCGGAGGAGGCAACUCGUUGCUGCGCGUCUCCUACCAUGACAUGAUCCUGGCGUGGGCUCAAGUGCCGUAUUUUUGCGUCUAUGGCGACCGGAGCAUUGGCCAUGUAGGCACCUUGGAGGUGGAGGCCAAGGCAGACGCCUCCGUGUUGCGAGAGGAGGUGGAGGCCAAGGCAGACGCCUCCGUGCUGCGAGAGGAGGUGCGCAACUUGCUUUGGAGCGAGAUUCAGGUCGUGGGGAAGGUCGAGUUCUACGUGGAAGGAGAGGUGGCGGGCCUAGGGUAUCUUCGCUGCAAGUUCUUCGUCAUAAAAGAUAAGGCUGCGGAUGUGGCCAAGAGCCUGUGCAUCCUCCGCCAGUAGGCUGGACCUAUGACUUCUGAUAAGGGUGUUAUAUAUCCUCCCUUCUGUCACUGGAUUACAUUUACUUUUGUAAUAGCUGCUAUAUUCUGCUUUGAAAUGAAACAAAAAAACUUCAGCUGCA